Drosophila gunungcola (fruit fly) is the source of this 3447-nucleotide messenger RNA. RefSeq lists its product as uncharacterized. NCBI's taxonomy places the organism in Eukaryota, Metazoa, Arthropoda, Insecta, Diptera, Drosophilidae. The record is from RefSeq and is a predicted model, not a curated record.
AAAUAGAAAAUGUUUCUUUGAUUUUAGUUACUAUGGUUAUCCUAAAUCCAAAAUCCUCAGUUUCUCAUUUCCAAUCAAGUAAAUGUAUUCAAUUCAAUACUUUUUUCCAAGAGUUUUCUUUUUCUGUGUAGCAGAUGUAAUUUUGGCUAACAGAAGUUCGACUGUAUUUGCAUUUUACUGGCCAGACAGUUGCUUCUUUGUGGCGACACGCGUCGCUGUUCAGAUGAGUCACAAUUAAAAGGCUUGGCCCCAAACCAGAGGCCCAGGCGGAGGCACAGGUCCCCAGUCCCGGGUCCCCAGUCCCCAGUCCCGGGUCCCUAAUCCCAAGUCCGAGCUCCUCUGCGUGUGGGCACCCGUCUCCGUGUUUGUGUUCGAUUCUUAGCCGCAAAACAGUGGAAACCGCAAAUGACAGACACGACAGAAGAGUGAAAAACGUAAAAUGAAAAUUAAACAAAAACAAAAACAAAAACAAAAACGGAGACACCCAGACAAGUGCAGGGGGUGGGCGUUGGGCGGCCCCAAGAGGGAUUUCGUAAUGGCAUUUAAUGGCAGGCACACACACGGCCAGCAGCUACAGGCAACAGUUUCGUUUCCCCACCGAACGAAUCUAGAUACUUGGCUGCCAGAUACCCGUACAUAACGUCAUCAGUUGAUUUUCCAUGAGGCGCCAAACGAAGCGUGCAACCGAAAAAAGCGAAAAUAGUGGAAAACAGCAGACAAAAGUAACAAAUAAAACGAAUAGAGCGAGAACUGCAGGCGCAAUAGAGUAGAGAUUGUUUAUUGUACUUCGACGCGUACGGGUAUCUGGAUAGCUGGAUAUCUGGAUAGCUGGAUAGCUAGAUAGUGGUGCAUCGAUGGUCCGUCUAUAAAUAGGACAGCUCCACAGCGGGCUCACAGCGGGGGAGGUGUUUUCCGUACGACGACCAGCCGAUAAUCCGGGAAUAUGUACAUACAUACCUUCAGUAGCACUCCGGUCGUGUCCCGCGCUUGACUCCCAAUCGAAGAUAUUCAUCCCAUGCAUCCCAUCGGUAUCGUCAGUGCAUGUGAUCUUAUAAAAAUGUGUUAUCCACUUUUGACAGCAAACUGUUAAUUUGUAAGGCAAAAUUCUGAGUGUUGUGUGUGCAGUCGGUGGAUAUGCCAGAUGAUACAGCUGACUGUUCAGAUCCAGAUCGGAGAGAAGCCACAAUAAAGCCCGGGCGCGAAAUCAAACGAUCGCCAGCACCACAAGCACUCAACGCUCAUUAACGCAAAACGCUUCAAAUCGACACUGAGCGCUAAACACAAAAUACAAAAUAUAAAAUACAAAACGGCAAGAAUAAUACCAGCUACAAGCCAUGGAUACAAAGCCAACUACUAAGCGGCCCGAAAUUGAUCAGUUUUUGUUGGAUGUCCGCGCCCAUUUCCGAGCCUCGCUGGAGACCUCGGAGUACGAGAACGCCUCCAACCUCUUCCACAUGACGGCCGCCGAGCAGACCGCCGCACUUCUGGCCCGCUGCGAGAUUCUGCUGGCGGCAUCUGGUUCUGGAUCGGGAUCGGGAUUGGUAUCAGGAUCGGGAUUGGGACUGGGACUAGGAUGCACAGACGAGCAGGCGGCGGGCAACCACCGGACCAGCCUGGUGGACUGCGUCGACAGCAAGGUGGGCGGGGAGACCGGUCCCAGCGGCUAUCUGGAGAUGCUCGCCUCCCCGUCCUCAUCGAAAAACUCACUGUCCGCCUCGCGGGAAUACAUUGAUCUGGGCAGCAGCGGGUCCCUGGACCGCUGCUCCGCCAACCAACCGGUUACGGGCUCGGCGGAAAACGAGCCCCACCAGCAGCUCUAUGAGAUCUGCCAGGGUCAGGGCCAGACCCUGGGCCAGGGGCAGGGAACGGGUCAGGAGGAGGACGAAUCCCAGCAGGCGAUAACCUUCACCCACGAGCUGAUCAUUGACUGUCCGUACGCGGGCCUGCCCGCCGGCCACCUGGCCCUGCAGCGGUCCACCAAGUACGGACAGCUGCAGCGGAUCGUACCGAAGCGGCUGUUCUUCGACCAGACGCGAAAGUGCUACUGCGGCAUCCUCAACGACUGGAUGCUGUGCUACGCGGACGGGCCGACCGCCUGCCGACCCAGCAGCACCCUCUACCUGAAGAGCUCCUCCAUAGAGAUCGAGCAUUUCGGGGAGGGCAAGCGGCGCGAAGUCUGCUUCCAGAUCACCACCGACGACCCCAACAAGAAGUUCGUGUACCAGGCCAGCAACGAGGUCGAUGCCAAAGAGUGGAUACACGCCAUCGAGGCGGCCAUCCGCGGGGACGUCGGUGCCCAUCCGAUGCCCCCCCUGAAGAGUCCUCCGCCCCGAAAACUGCCCACUCCGCCGGUCCAGAAGAAGUCCACCUACAUGGCGGCGGACAUAAUCUACGAGGAGCCGUCGCCCAUCUACGGCCUGAUGGACUCCUCGGCCAUGGUGCUGCCCAAGCUGCCGGAGAAGAACAGCAGUCCCAACGCCCUGGCCCGCCGCUUCGAGUACGAUGUGCCCAAGUGCCCGGCCCAGCCUCUGCAGAACACCGCCGCCGUAGUAGCCUCCAUGGGCGGGGAGGUGGAGUCCUCCAUUGGGCUGCUCCAUGAGGCCGACCUGAAGGUCCAGCCGCUGCCCUCCAGCCUGCAUGGCCACAUGUCGCUGGACUUCCAGGCCAGGGUAAAGACCGUGCACAGUGAGCUCUCCACCCAGCUGUCGGCCGGUGGUCCGAGUCCGGACCGCCAAAAGGCCGUGAAGAAGAGCUACGCGAAUGGCGGCGAAGCGGAGAUGCUGUCGCCGCUAACCAGCCCCGCUCACACGCCCACCAAGGAGCAGAAGAAGCAGCGCAAGUCGCCGACCAUGCCGCCGACGAGUCCGGCCAGCAAGGACUGUGAUAAGCUCGCCCGGAACUGGUUCCUCAGUCGCCUCAACAAGAGCACCGGACCGAAGACGCCCAGCACGGGCAGCGGCUCACCCAGCAACGCCAGGUGCAAGCAGAGCGAGAAGGAGAACCUGCUGACGGACGCCGAACUGGGCGAGGGUUACGACGCGAGUCCGGGCGAACGCGAUCCUGGCCUGCCCAGCAGCCCGCCCACGUCGCCGUGCCUGAAGGCGGAGGCCAAGAGCAAGGUGAACAUGAUCAUCAACCAGUUCGAGAGCAGCGGCCACCUGUCCACCAUGUUCAGCGUGGAGGCGCUGGCCGCCAACGCACUCGCCUCGCUGACGUCCUUCUGCGAUAGCGAUGGCUGCAACAACUACGAGCCAAUCAUGCCCCUGGCCACCACCCCCAGCAGCUUCCUGAAGAAGGUGUGACUGCCGUACAUCCGUCAUCCGUCAACCGCUAUCCGAAAUCCAACAUCCAACGUCUGGCAUCCUGGAGAGCCCGCUCGUCUCUGUAUUGUAGAUUUAGUCCUUAAGCUAGUGAAACCACUCUCCGGAUGUCACAUAAACUUUGACA